AGCUAUUGACUUUCUCUCCCACUGACAUCUUCAUAUAUUCACCCACUCCCAUCUCCAAACACCCAAAUACCAUCUCCAUUCUCUCUCUACUCUCUUUCUCUCUCUCUCUCUCUCUUUAGCUUGUUCCCAAUCUUUUUUAGCCUCAUACAUUCAAAGUGCUUAGCUUUGUGAGCAUUAAUGCAUUUUUCUCUUUUGAUUUCUCUCUUUUGGAGUUCUUAGCUUUGUGAGCUCUGGAUCAUCUUCCUCCUAUUAUUCCUUAACAAGACCUUGAAAAAAAACCUCCCAAGCAUGUAAUUUUUGGUUCCUUCCCAACCAGAUCCAAAACCCAAAAAAGAAAAAAAAAAAAAAAUCCCCUCGAAAACUCAAGAAAAAAAAAGAGAAAGAAAAAGUUCUUUAAUUAGGCUGGAUUUCUUAUCACUACUCCUUAUUCCUUAGCAACACAUUUAUAAAAUCCUUCAUAUCAUGUAACUCUCUCCCUCUCCACUCUCCAUCAAAACACCAAAAAAAUCACCAAAAAAAAAGUUUUUUUUGUUUUUUCCCCCUACUUAUCAUGCAUUAGCUAGCUAGACCUUUUGUUAUCAACCCUGGAUCAAGCUCCUCCAUUUUCAUAGCAAAAACUUUAUAAAAAACCCAAAAAACAUGUAAUAUAUUCUCCCCUUCUUAACUACCUCAUCCCUCCACCAAAAAAAAAAAAAAAAAAAAAAAAAAAAAAAACACAAAUUUGCUUUGCAUAUAUUCGAGUAAUAUCGACGUAGAACGACAGCGACAAUGGCGGAGGCGACGGAGAACGGCACGCCGAACAGGUCGGUGCCGCCGACGCCGGGCACGCCGGGCACGCCGGGCGCGCCGCUGUUCGCGGGGGGGCGCGUCGACUCGCUCUCGUACGACCGCAAGUCGAUGCCGCGGUGCAACGAGUGCCUGCCCGUCGACUACUCCUGGGCCGGCCCCCGCACGUGCCUCACCGACUUCCCCAGGCCCGACGUAUCCCUCACUCGCAAGUUAGGAGCUGAGUUCGUGGGCACCUUCAUCCUCAUCUUCGGAGCGACGGCGGCGCCGAUCGUGAACCAGAAGUACAACGGCGCGGAGACGCUGAUCGGCAAUGCCGCGUGCGCGGGGCUCGCCGUCAUGAUCGUCAUUCUCUCGACGGGCCACAUCUCGGGCGCCCACCUGAACCCCUCGCUCACCAUCGCCUUCGCGACGCUCCGCCACUUCCCCUGGGUGCAGGUCCCCGCGUACAUCGCCGCGCAGGUGUCGGCCUCCAUAUGCGCCUCGUUCGCCCUCAAGGGCAUCUACCAUCCCUUUCUCUCCGGCGGCGUUACCGUCCCCUCCGUCAGCACCACCCAAGCUUUCUUUAUCGAGUUCGUCAUCACCUUCAAUCUCCUUUUCGUCGUCACCGCCGUCGCCACCGAUACUCGUGCGGUAGGGGAAUUAGCUGGAAUAGCGGUGGGAGCAACUGUGAUGCUUAACAUACUUAUCGCGGGGCCAUCGAGUGGGGGAUCAAUGAAUCCGGUGAGAACAUUAGGGCCCGCGGUGGCCGCGGGGAACUACAAGCAGAUAUGGAUAUACCUGGCGGCCCCGACAGCAGGUGCAAUCACUGGCGCGGCCGUUUACACUGCGGUGAAGCUGAGGGACGAGAACGGGGAAACGGUGCGCCCGGUGCGGAGUUUCCGCCGCUAAAUCCAAAUGCUAUGGUGAGGUGAUCAUGCAGUUACAUUAUCUAUUUAUUAAUUAUGAUCAUGGUGGUAAUUAAUGAUUAGUGUUGCAAUAAUCCUCGUUUUGCUUUGCUCAAAACGAAUUGUUAAGACAUAUAGAUAUGGUGUGGUGUUUGUUUGGUUUAAGUGUGAGGCAAAGAUGAGCCCUAAGAGGUUCACUUUGUUGUUGUGGUAUUAUUAUUUGCUAUACAUAUUGUGAUAAUUAGUGAAAUAUGUUGUGGAAAUAAACCAGGUCACAAACCCUAUAAGAUGUAAGGAUGAUCCUGUUAAAUGGUCUCUUAUUGUACUUUUCUUG
This is a messenger RNA of Ananas comosus (pineapple), 2007 nucleotides long. RefSeq names its product probable aquaporin NIP5-1. Gene Ontology annotation, biological process: transmembrane transport. Gene Ontology annotation, cellular component: membrane. Gene Ontology annotation, molecular function: channel activity. NCBI's taxonomy places the organism in Eukaryota, Viridiplantae, Streptophyta, Magnoliopsida, Poales, Bromeliaceae. The record is from RefSeq and is a predicted model, not a curated record. The transcript is spliced from 4 exons. The coding region runs from base 769 to 1677 and encodes 302 amino acids.